AUGCUUUCUCAAAGCAAGAACAACGCCGAACAGUUGUAUGAAAACUCAAAUGCGAAGCUGAAACCAAAUCUGGUAGUGCCCAGUCAGGACGAUACUGACCUGUCUGCCUGGGAUUCCGAAGAUGAAAUGCUCUUUAAACAGUACCAAACACCAGUUCAAUCGCGAAGCGCCUCGAGGAGAGAUCGAACGCACACACCCCUUAUUAGGGAGGGCACUGAAAUUUUGAAACGGCUAGGAAUCCAAUGUUCCAAAGGGAAGAAACGUCUGUGGUUGAGGAAUUGGUGGAGACGACUUUCGAAGUCCUUCAGAGGCCAUUUUGCGACUCAACCACUAAAUGGUGAGGAGUAA
This is a messenger RNA of Dibothriocephalus latus, 348 nucleotides long. The record is from the annotation of a GenBank genome assembly. NCBI's taxonomy places the organism in Eukaryota, Metazoa, Platyhelminthes, Cestoda, Diphyllobothriidea, Diphyllobothriidae.